GUAACUGAUUAAUUCUCAUGAGAUCGAGAGAGUUCGUAAGGCUAGGCUAGGCCUAGUUGGUAAAAAGAAAACUAAACAGUGUGCGUUUUCUUCGAUUCCCUCCUCUUGCAGGGUGUUUUCAUAUUUUUCUUCUAAGAGAUGUUUUGAAGAAACAUUGGAAAAUGCAUGAUGCAUAUGAAGCUCAGCCUAUACUUGAAAAGCUGCCUCUACAGAUCGAGUCGAUUGCUUCACACGGUGACCAAUUGCUCGUGGGAACCAAACCAGGACAUCUUCUUGUAUAUACUGUUACUGGAGCAAAUGCAAGUGGCCAAGAUCCAAAAGUUAAUCUUUUAAGAUCUAACAAGUGUUUCUCCAAAAAACCCAUCCAACAAUUAGCAUGUGUGCCAGAACAACAGAUUCUUGUCAGCCUAUCAGAUUCUGUGAUCAGUGUGCAUGAUUUGUCGGGCUUUAUGCCAAUAUGCAUAGUCAGCAAGACACGAGGAGCAACUUUGUUUUCCGUAGAUCUAAAGAAAGAAACUUCUAGUACAGGCGAUGUAGAAUACAGUCUCAGACUCUGUGUUGCUGUAAAGAGGAAACUUCAACUGUAUUAUUGGAUGAACCGUAACUUUAAUGAACUAAGGUCUGAACUUGGAAUUCCUGAUGUUCCCAAAGCCAUGUCUUGGUGCAAAGAAUCCCUUGUUAUUGGACUUAAAAGAGAUUAUUUUUUAAUUAAUACAGAAACAGGCGAAAUGAAAGAUCUCUUUACCACUGGUAACACAUCUCAGGUUGAACCAACAGUAACAAGACUUGUCAACAACCAGUUAGCUCUAGGCCGGGAUAACAUGAGUAUAUUAAUUGACUGCAAAGGACAACCUGCUAAGAAGUACGCCCUCACGUGGGCAGAGGUGCCUCUAAUUCUAGCAUAUGAUCAGCCAUACUUAAUAGCAGUUUUACCGAAACAUGUUGAAAUUCGAACAAUCGAUCCAAAACUUUUAGUGCAAAACAUUGAUCUUAACAAACCGCGGCACAUAACAGUUGGCAGCAAUAAUUACAUCUAUGUGGCAUCACAGGACUUCAUCUGGAGAUUAGCACCAUUUCCAUUCACAAAACAGAUUAAGGACUUGCUCAAAGACAAACAGUUUGAACUUGCUCUUCACUUAGCUAACAUGACUGAUGAGGAUGAAGCAGACAAAGCGCGGAGAAUUCAAAAGAUUCAGCAUCUUUAUGCUUUUGAUCUUUUCUCUCAAAAUCGGUUUGACGAAUCGAUGAAGAUUUUCUCAAAAUUAGGAACAGGUAAUGCUGAUUUAUACUUAUUAUUGACUGACUUAUAUUGUUUAUAUAUAUAUAUAUAGCUUGAAUACCCAUCCACACCACCUACAUUACUCGGACAGGACCUUGAUAAAGGUCUCACAGCCCUUAUUGAGUACCUUACACAAAAGAGACAAGAUCUGAUGAAAGGGCGCCCUCAUGAGCCCAUGCAAACAACAACAAUUGUUGAUGGAACUACUAGAGUCAUACCAAGGAAACAGAUGAGUCAGAUUGUCGACACUACCUUGCUUAAGUGCUAUUUGAUUACAAAUGAUGCUUUAGUUGCACCAUUAUUAAGGUUAAAGGACAACAAUUGUCAUCUGGAAGAAACAGAACGGAUAUUAAAAAAACAUCAAAAGUAUAGUGAACUUAUCAUAUUAUAUGAAAAGAGAGAAUUGCACAAAAAGGCCUUAGAUCUGUUGCUACGGCAAUCGCAAAAACCGAACAGCCCUUUAAAAGGUCAUGAGAGGACAGUGAUAUACUUGCAGUCUUUGGGUCAGAAUCAUAUUGAUGUUAUAUUUGAAUAUGCCAAGUGGGUUCUUAAGACUCAUCCGGAAGACGGACUGAAGGUAUUCACUGAGGACACUCCAGAAGUGGAAGGGCUUCCAAGAGACAGAGUGCUGGCAUAUCUGGAAGAGAUUGAUAGGGAAUUAGCAACACCUUAUUUAGAACACAUCCUUCUUGAAUGUAUGGAUACCACCCCGACUUUCCAUAAUAAACUCAUCCAUUUUUACAGAGAAAAGGUUGAGGAAAUGAUGAAAGAAUACUUACCUUCCUUGCCAGAAGGUCAAGCUCCAGCAAGAGCCGGUAAAGAGCCGGGAGAAUUGGGCGAUGUUCGCAGCAAACUUCUCUUCUUCUUGGAGACGUCAAGCUAUUACAUCCCGGAACAGCUCCUCACCCACUUUCCAUUUGAUGGAUUCUUUGAAGAAAGAGCCCUGUUGCUAGGGCGAUUAGGUCGUCACGAACAAGCUCUAGCAAUAUAUGCUCACGUACUGAAAGACACGGAAAUGGCCAAGGAAUACUGCAGCAUUAAUUAUCAUAAAGACAACGAAGGAAGUAAAGAUGUAUAUCUAAGUCUGCUGCGUAUGUACAUCUCACCCCCUGAAGCCAGUAGCCUAGGUGUUAUGGAAAAUGUAGCCUCUCCACAGCCUAACAUUGAGGCUGCAUUAGCUGUACUGGAGAUGUAUCAUCAACAAAUAGACACAGCCAAGGCUCUAGAGAUUCUUCCAGCUAGUAUACAAGUUACUGAUAUAGCCAACUUCUUAGAGAAUGUAAUGGAGGCUAAAGCUAUACAGAAGCGCAGCUUACAAGUUCUUCGCAACCUUCGCUUCUCUGAAAACCUCCAGGUUCGUGAACAGCAUAUUUUCUACCAAAGCAAAAAGUGCACAAUCCAGGAGGAUAAGAACUGUCCGGUGUGUCGGAAAAAGAUCGGCAACAGUGCGUUUGCCCGUUAUCCUAAUGGUGUCGUAGUGCAUUUCUACUGUUGCCAAGAUAGGAAUGUGUGUCCUGUAGAGCCUCUAUUAUGAAGAAAGUCUUUUACCUCAUUAUGUGUAUCCUGUUGAACAUUAGGUGUACAUGACAGUAUGUAAUUAUAGUUAUAAAGAGCUUACUACAUACAUUAAUCACAGCAGGUUUUUUUUUUUGCAGAGAAGGCUACUGAAAGUAGUAUGUGCAGUAAUGCAACUGGACUAGCUAUGCCUCACUUAAGGAUAUAAUUGACAGUUUAAUGGGUCAUAAACCUGGAUAAACUAAUUGGCAAACACCCAGGAAGUCAGGGUUAAAAUGUGCUCUAUUUACCAUGGACCCUGUACACAUUAUGAACAAUUAUAGGAAUUCUGUGUAGUAUUAUAUACUAUACUGUUAACUGGCCAAGUAGAUGCUUGGUUACGUAUCAUACGCAAGAAAUAAUUGCCACAUCGCUUGGCAAGAAUGCCACAGUGCCUGGAUUGCAUGGAUGAGUGGCAGUUCUAGGAUGUUUUGCAUGUAUUUUGUAUAUUAUUCAGAAAAUGGUUUUUUGUCCUUUGCAAGUCAAACAUUCAAGCUCUUGUUGUCACUCUGUGCUCAAAACUCCUUUACUCCUGAAUAUUGUAAUCGCCAUUGGGUUUUACCUUAGUGUACAUGUACUAUUAUAUCAGUAACUAUACCAAUUGUUUAAGACUGACUUAAUACGAAAAUCCUCUAUGAAAGCGUUUUCAGGGGUACUGUAACAUACACUUUUAGAAUGACUUCAUACAUUAAUUAUUGUUAUAACUUUAUUAGUAAUAUUGAUAUUACCAUAAAUGUACAGCCGACUGAGAGUUCAAGAGUGCCCAAAAUCUAGGCAAAGCCUUAGGGCUUCAGAGUUUUAAAAUGUACUAAGCAAUAUAGGCAUAAUAAUUCUUAUUAGCAACCUCUUUAAAAACUUUUCUCUCCAAAAUAUACAGCACCCUCUAUAGGGCAGACGAAUGAUCAAAGUGGGUUACAAAUUUACCCAGGAUUAUAAAUAGAUUCCUGGUACGCAUAGUGCUAUCCUGGGUUCCAGGCCCUAAAUUUGGGAUACUUUUUAUUUCACUUAGUGCAUGCCAUACCAAAUUUAAUUGAACUCAAUUUCUUCUUUUUUUUUGCGGAUUUUGCUUGAUUCUGUCUGUGAAUUAGCUCUUUGGUGGUGCUGUCCAGAAUAAGAGACUUGUGGCAAUGCUAAUGUGUUUUCUUGUCAGAUUAUUUACACAACCAUAGAAGGAACAAGCCAGUACAGUACUACAAAAAAGAUUAUCAUCAACCAUUAAACAAAUUAGUUCAAAUUAUCUCAUAAGAAAUUAUUUUUAAACAUAUUUUGAGAUUGUAAUAUAUUAUGCUUGUAUAUUUAUAUUUUGUAUGUUUACUUAUGCAAAAUGAAGGCAUGAUUUUUAUGUUAAAUAUUUGUUUCACUGUUUUUGUAUCCGUAAUUCCUUGUAAUUUUUUUAAACACGGGUUUUUAACAGAUAACAGUACUGUUUUAAUGGUGUACGACUGAGGAGGGGGAGGGGUGGGAAAUUACUUGGGGUCUCCCUAAAUUGAGAUAGUGAAGAUUAAAAUCAUCUGAUCAACCUCUCUUUUGAAUGCGCCACUAAAUAACCAAUCACAACAAAAAAAAUUUUAUGAUGCAUAUAUUCUGUUGAUGGAAUAGAAUUUUGGCAUAGUAGACUAGUUGCUAUGAUGGUUAUUCACACUGUUGUCUGUUACAGUAUUAUUUUUUCAGAAAAUCAUUGCAGAAAAAUUUAAAGAGCUUUGUUUUUUUUUGUUUUGUUUAUAAGAAUAUAAAUGUUGAUCUUAGUAGUGGGUAGGCAAACAUGUAUUGGUAACUGUGGGGUCCAUUAUGGGGAGUGAACCAAGCCGUCUGGUAGGUGUCUGAGAAUUUACCAUGGGGACAAACUUUUUAUACUUAUGCUUCCCCUUGACUUAUAUUUUUUUUUUUUUUUUUGUGUCCUAUUGUAUUUUUCCAAAAUGAAUAAAAUAAGUUAAAUAAAAAAAUAAAUAAAUUUUCAGCAUGAGGCUACUGGAGGAGCCCUGUGAGUGUCAAACUCCUUGACACUCAUAGAAUCUGGGCAUUUGAAUCUGGGCAUUUUUGGUGAAAUUCUAAGCUGUUC
Molecule: messenger RNA, 4892 nt
Organism: Anneissia japonica
Lineage: Eukaryota; Metazoa; Echinodermata; Crinoidea; Comatulida; Comatulidae
Product: vam6/Vps39-like protein
Exons: 19
Biological process (GO): vesicle-mediated transport; endosomal vesicle fusion; intracellular protein transport
Cellular component (GO): membrane; cytoplasm
Molecular function (GO): protein binding
Source: RefSeq, a predicted model, not a curated record